Anopheles cruzii is the source of this 1770-nucleotide messenger RNA. RefSeq names its product lysosome-associated membrane glycoprotein 1-like. The transcript has 4 exons. The record is from RefSeq and is a predicted model, not a curated record. The coding region runs from base 213 to 1097 and encodes 294 amino acids. Gene Ontology annotation, cellular component: membrane. NCBI's taxonomy places the organism in Eukaryota, Metazoa, Arthropoda, Insecta, Diptera, Culicidae.
CCAAGAGUCUCAGCUGCGGAUGGAAAAACACAUUUUGCUCUCCGCCGUUGAUUAGUCAGUAAAUCAAGCUGAAAAGUCGGUUCCGUGAUAAGAGGCCAGCGAUUGUCGGUGAAGGAUUCAACGUUCUUGAUUCAGUCCGUAGCAUUACCCAGCAGAUAGCAGCCUCGCGGCAAAAUAAGGGCUCUUAUUCGUCCUGUGAAACCAAAAAGAAAAUGCAUCCGCUUCGUGUGUCGUUCGUUUGCUUGCUGGUGGUGGCAGGACUGGCAAUUUGCAAUGCUCAAAACGAAACCACAACGGUAAAACCUACGACGCCAACCCCGGAAACGACCACAACGCCAACACCCAGCCCAAACAGUACCACCACUACAAGCACGACGACGAUGGCACCGACGACCACAACCGCGGUGCCACCGACUCCGAAACCGGUGCCGGAACCGGAGAUGGGUAUGUGGAGCUACGCUGAAAGCAACCGCACCUGCGUUAUCGUUCAAAUGGCCAUGCAGUUCAAUUUGAGCUACUUCGACACCGCCAACAAAAUGGCCAACGUGCUGUACAACAUUCCGAAGGACGCGCGGGUCAAGUCGGGUGCGUGCAUGAACUCGUCGGACUACAUUGAGCUCAGCUGGUUCAGCGGUAACCAGAGCAACGUGGAGAACACUUUGAAAGUUGCGUUCGUGAAGAACGCGACCGAACAUGACUUUGCCCUCGCGGGACUGCAGCUUAACUUGCUCGUCGUGGGCGAAUCUUUCCCCAACGCCAAGGCGAAUCAAAGUUUGCAGCUGACCAACAAUGCGACGCUGUUCAAAACGCCGCUCCAAAUGUCGUACCACUGCAGCAAGCCCCAGCUGCUGAACAUGACGUCCGCCACCGCUGGCCUCGGCCAGCCCACGGUGACGGUGACGAAGGUCCAGCUGGAGGCGUUCCACGAGAAGAAGGACAAAACCUUCUCGAUCGCCAAAGACUGCGAAGCCAUCGAUACGCCCGACAUCGUGCCGAUCGCCGUCGGGUGCGCUCUGGUCACGCUGAUCAUCAUCAUGCUGAUUGCCUAUCUGGUGGGCCGCAACAAUGUGCAGGGACAGGGAUACCUCAGCAUGUAAGGUGCCGCGUACUAAAAGCCAUCCUGUUGUGCAGAAUGAGGGGAAAGAACCAAUGCAGUGUGGUCACUUUCUGUUCCUGCUGUGUUAGGGACGGCGGUGUCCAGUUAUUUUGUUGUUUGAAAAUAAUUUCACACGAUCGAAUGUUUUUGUUUUGCUCAACAUAUCCCAUUUGACGCAAUGGUCAUUUGGUGUUGAUGGCCGUUAUCAUCCCCCCCGCCUGAGCAUGUGUGAUAAAAAAGGCUACUUGGAUAUUUUUUCUUUCACCGUUUAGUACACAAAUCGGGUUUAUUUUUCUUUCUCAUGUCCCGAUACAGUACGGAAAAGCAUUCGCAUCCAUCAAUUAACACAGCAACGACACAGAGCAAAGACCCGAAUGGAUCUUGUUGAAAUUUCCGAAACUUGUGCGGUGAACCGGGCGUUAGGCGUUAGGCAUUCGACUGAGUGAUUACAAAUGUGAAACGGUUAAAGCAAGUACAAGAAGCAACCUUUAUUGUGGCAUUACAGUGCAAACAUAUGAACAUCAAUUGAAGAAAAUCUGGCUGAAUUGGAAAGAAAUGAUGCGAAAAAGGGCACACGGAUAUACAUUCAUACGUCCGAGCACGGUUUUCGCUGCAAAUACUGUCUGUAAUAAUAGAGUAAUUUUUAUGAAACAAUAAAUACACAUUGAAACGUA